Brienomyrus brachyistius is the source of this 4940-nucleotide messenger RNA. It is a transcript of the gene stim1a, whose product is annotated as stromal interaction molecule 1a. Gene Ontology annotation, cellular component: endoplasmic reticulum; plasma membrane. NCBI's taxonomy places the organism in Eukaryota, Metazoa, Chordata, Actinopteri, Osteoglossiformes, Mormyridae. The record is from RefSeq and is a predicted model, not a curated record. The transcript has 15 exons. Bases 352 to 2922 code for a protein of 856 amino acids. Gene Ontology annotation, molecular function: calcium channel regulator activity; calcium ion binding; protein binding. Gene Ontology annotation, biological process: store-operated calcium entry; activation of store-operated calcium channel activity; intracellular calcium ion homeostasis.
UAGGACAGAAAGUAGCCCGGAGCUCUGCGGUUUUGCAGCACACAUACAAUACGUCCAGCGCGCCGGGUUGCGGCGCAGUCCUUUCGGGAGUUUCGGCAAUUUCACCAGGAGCAAUGGGGACAGUGGACGAAAUAUAACGUAAGAAGUCGGUCUAGGUCUCUUGAAAGCAGUCUGGAUUUGUAGAUAACCUGGGGACUUCCGUAUUUAUAUGGAUUGUAGACAUUUUUGUAAAGAGUCUGGUCGAGCGGAAGCCGUGUCUGAUGAGCUAUAAAGACUAGAUAAAGGCGGCCGGGAGAAGUUUGAAGCUCAUCCCAUGCACCAAGACCCCCACCGGAGGCUUGAGAUCGCAGCAUGGAUCUGGGCAGCGCCGUGAUUUUCUGGAUCGCACUCCUAUGCUUGGUGUUGGAGAAGCCGGGCGUCAGCGCCGAGCACAUGCAGUCCGACUACGGGCUGCCAGACCUCUGCCGCAUCGACGAGUCGCUGUGCCAGGAUGAAAACUCUCGUCUCAGCUUUGACGCCAUCCGCAGCAUCCACAAGCAGAUGGAUGACGACGCCAAUGGCAAUGUGGACGUCUUGGAGACUGACGGGUUCCUGAGGGAGGACCUGAAUUAUCAUGACCCCAAGGCUAAGCACAACACCUUCCACGGGGACGACCAAUUCAUCAGUGUGGAAGACCUGUGGAAAGCUUGGAAGGGCUCUGAAGUGUACAACUGGACAAUGGACGAUGUGGAGGACUGGCUCAACAACUACGUGGAGCUGCCUCAGUAUGCAGAGACCUUCCGGAAGAUGCAGUUCAAUGGCAGUGUCAUGCCCAGGCUUGCCACACAGAAUACAACCCUGACCCAGUCGGUGCUGAAAAUCCUGGACCGCCGGCACGCUCAGAAGCUGCAGCUGAAGGCUCUAGACACUGUGCUGUUUGGGGCUCCGCUCAUGAACAGACAUAGCCAUCUGAAAGACUUCAUGCUAGUGGUGUCUAUUGUGAUUGGCAUGGGCGGCUGCUGGUUCGCCUACAUCCAGAACCGCUACUCCAGGGACCACAUGAGCAAGAUGAUGAAGGAUCUGGAGGGCCUGCAACGGGCUGAGCAGAGCCUACAUGACCUGCAGCAGAAGCUGCAGAUAGCACAAGAGGAGCACCGCACUGUAGAGGUAGAGAAGGUCAACCUGGAGCAGAAGCUACGAGAUGAGAUCAACGCAGCCAAGCAGGAAGCUCAGCGGCUGAAGGAGCUACGCGAAGGCACCGAAAACGAACUGAGCCGGCAGAAGUACGCCGAGGAGGAGCUCGAUCAGGUACGCAUGGCUCUGAAGAAGGCCGAGAAGGAGCUGGAGUCCCGAAGCAGUUGGUCAGCACCUGAGCCUUUGCAGAAGUGGCUGCAGCUUACGCACGAGGUGGAGGUGCAAUACUACAACAUCAAGAAGCAGAACGCCGAGAGGCAACUGAUGGUGGCCAAGGAGGGGGCGGAAAAGAUCAAGAAGAAGAGGAACACUCUGUUUGGUACCUUUCACGUGGCACACAGUUCCUCGUUGGAUGAUGUGGACCACAAGAUUCUGGCAGCCAAGCAGGCUCUGGGCGAGGUCACGGCUGCCCUCCGUGAACGACUGCACCGCUGGCAGCAAAUAGAGGUCCUGACUGGCUUCACCCUAGUCAACAACCCGGGGCUGCCGUCCUUAGCUUCGGCCCUCAACCUGGACCCCAGCUUUGUGGGCGGCCGGGCUACACCUCAGCAUUUCAUCAUGUCCGACGACAUGGACGAUAUGGAUGAGGACAUCAUGUCUCCUGGGGCACUACAGUACGCCGCCUGGCAGAUGGGUCGCCCAGUGAACGAUCUCUGGUCUGUCAGUUCCGAACAUCAUUUGCUGUGGACCUCUUCUGGUUUGCCUGCCGUCCAAUCAGCUCCUCCUCUCCGGCCAAACUCACGGCAAUCACUUGAGCAUCACUGGGCAUGCAGCGAUCCGCAUGGGGUGGAAAUUGUGAAGGCUCCCAGUAUGAUGUCCUUACGCCAACGGCACAUUGACCCCCAGCUGGCUAUGGGCUCCCAGAGGUUGGUAGAGAGCUGUUUGUUGGCAGGGCACCAGGGAGAGGGCAGCUAUCCCACCAGGCCUAGGGCCCCCGCGCGCCCCUCACGAAGCCAGUCGUUCGGGCAGUUUGAAUCUGUCCCUCUACCUCCAUUAUCCUCUACUUUCUCUCACCCCUCCAUCGUCUGCCCAACUCCUCCAUCGCCUCUUCCUCUGCACCACUCCUCCUCUUCCACUCCUGCUGCUGUUAUGGUUGUCCCACCCACCUCGAUUGUCCAUCAUCCUGCUUAUUUCCAGCCAUUGGACACCAUCCCCGAUGUCCCCAACCUUUCCCUGGUGCAGUCCCAGCACUCCGGCAGCUUCGGGGAUCUUAACCGCUCUGAUUCUGACUCCUCCUUGUCGCUGUCCCAGUCUGGUGAACAGCUGCGUCUCUCGUCAUCUCUUGGCUCUAAGGGUCAUUCAGUGAAGCCCAGCUCCUUCCUGCAUGCCCACACGAGUCGUGGAGAUGAACCCGCCCACCUACAUGCUCAUACGACCCCCAAUGGUGGGAACCGCUUCCCGGAGGGAGGUGCCUGGCUGGAGGGGGGCCCAGACAGCCCCCUGCUCACAAAGAAGACGUAUGCCAUAGAGAAGUCAGCCAGUCUUGGCGAGAUCAACAGUGCCCUGGUCGGGCUCUCGCAGUCCGAGUCCUCACGCUCCAUAAGCCCCACUUCCACUGACCUCGAUACCCCUUCCCCUACCGGAGCACAGUCGCUCGUCGGCGGGAUCAAGGGUAGCAGCCGCCUUCCCCAGCUCUCUUCCAAGAAGAGCCCCCUGGAAGAAGACAGUGGCUCCACAGGGGAGGACACUGACUCCACAACUAGCCGCAAGAAACAUCCGUUCAAGAUCUUCAAAAAGCAGAAGAAGUAGUGGAGUGUGUUGCUCCGCCACAGACAGUUCAUCAAGCCCCCCCCCCCCCCCCCCCCCCCCCCCCCCCCCACCCCCCCUUUUUUUUUGAGAGAUGUCAGAUUUUCUCUCGCUGAAGUCUUUUUUGAGGAUCUUUCUGUCCUUUUUUGAGAUGAACUGUUAAGGGCGGGAGGGGAACAAGGAAAUUGAUAGAUUUUGUUUUCGUUAAGGAUUAAAAUAUAUAUCUACAAAAAUUGGAAUCGGUGGGCUUAUAUAUAUUGGAAUGUAAACUGCUAUUUAUUCUGCAGGAAUCGGUGCCAGUAUUUCUCAAGGAAUCCUCCUACCUGACGGUGUUCUUGUUUUAGUUACAUCUGUUUGCAUGUCUUCACCUUGGUUGAACUGAACUUUGAAUGCUUUUUGGUGUUUGCUUGGUUCUCGUCCUUCAGCUUAAGCUAUAUGGCCACUGCUGUUUGUUACUUCCCCUUUUGGUUUGGUGGUCAUACUAAACUCAGUUAAUGAUGAUGUUGGUUACCGAAUUGGGGGGGGGGGGGGGAGGCUGAACCAAAAACAAACAAACUACUUCCCAAAGAAAAAAGGCAUAGCAGGGUGUAGCUGAAGUCUGCUUGGGAACACUUAGGAAGUCUAGGGGAUCACUCCAUUUUUCCUAUUUCUAAUAAUAAUACUACUUGUGUUUCUCUGUCUCUGAUUUGAACAUUUACAUUGUGGUCAAAAGGUUACAUUUCUUCCACCCCUCCCCUAUUCUGUUCCAUUAAGAACUGACCAAGUUCUUUUCAUACUAAAACAUGUUAGACAUUUGAUGUCUUUCUUUGUUCCUCUUGAUGUUAAAUAUGAGUCUCGUUACUCUUAUGGUGGUUUACUGAGUCCCUGGAGCCCACAUAUCUCCAUGUGGUGCUGACAAGGAGAGCCUUUGGGCCUUUGCAGCCCCUACCAUGACCUCCCAGGGCUGGAAAAUGCUCUCACACCAGAGUGUCACCUGUGAUAUGUAAUCUGUGUUUUAUAGACACUUCAGAGAAUGUGCUGCAAGUCGUAUUUGUCAUGGUGUCAAAAAAUGAUGGGUAGGAGGGAGGCCUAGAUGCCAUAUAAAUUGGUAAUUAAGGUAGGAAGUUAGUUUAUUGGGGGAAGGAAACUGUUUUAUGAUAUUCUUAAGUGCUGUAUUUCCUUCUUCAAACACUAGAAUGGGUCUUCGUGUCCUGGAUGAGGGCUCCCCUGUCUGGCUGGGCAGAGCUCUCAUCCAGACUGUUAUUCUGGUGUUUGUAAAUACACUGUGUUCCUCUGUCCCCUACAUUCCUUGUGUGGAAUAGGGCAUGGAAGCUAAUAUUUUUGCUGUAAUUUACCAAAUAGCCUCGUGCUGAGAUUCUCAUGGACAGAUGGUUAGAAGCAUGAUCACGAUCAAGCAAACGAAACAGCCGUGAAUUGAAGGUGCAGCUCAAAACAGGACUGGAGCCAAAAUUACACAAGGAUCUGUGUGUGAUUCUAAAGUGGAUCAAUCUGUCUUCGGAACCCUGCAUCUUGCCUUAAGAACUGUCAGGUACCAUAGCAGUGCUGGCAGAACAAACCAUUCCCUCGCAGGGGGGGGUGUGGCUUUCCCAAAUAACGGUUAUGUUGGAAUUGUCAGUUUUUUCCUCUCUCCUUCCAUUUCCCUUAUUAUAGUUUAUGCUCCGCUUGGUCAUUUUUCAAAAAUGUAAUUUGUACCACUAUUGCACGUUGAAACUAAUGGGUGUGUGUGUGUGUGUCUGUGUGCGUGUUUGCGUGUGUCUGUUCUGUAAGCGUGUUCCUCGUCAGCUGCAUUGUUCCCUGCACUCCUGCAUGUGACCCAGUGCAAUGCCUGUGUUUAGAAGGGAGAUCCUUCUCUACUCCACAUGGCUGAUUUUUUUCUGAUUUUUACUUGGUCUCUGUUUAUGACGACAUAUCUUCACAAUGGGAAAAGAAAAGACUUUUUGCAUCUUCUGUGACUUUAGACUUUGACUCUCCAGAACUUUAUGGCACUCCUGCAUGAUAGCAAUAAACUAUUUUGAAUGAAA